AUGAAGUUGAACUUGGCCACCGGCCUGGUGUGUUUACUCGCUACCACCGAGGCUGUAGCAGCUUCGAGCUGGUGGAGCAAAGCUGUCUACAACAAAUGGCACGAAACUGAGCUGGAGCGAUGGCUCUCCGACCACGACAUUCCUCACCCUGCCCCUGCCGACCGUAAGGAUCUUGAGAACCUGGUCAAGACCAACUGGGAUAGCAAGGUUCAGAAGCCUCUGGGCCAGGCUGCGGACUCUGUCUCCGAUGAACUCCACCAGGCGAGGGAAUGGGUCUUUGACACCUGGUCGGACUCACAGCUGAAGGCAUUCCUCGAUCGCCAUGGCAUUCCCGCUCCUCAGCCCCGCAAGCGCGACGUCCUGAUCAAAACCGCCCGCGAGAACUACGAAUCUGUUGCGAACAAGGUUGGCGAGACCGCAGCCUAUCCCGGUAACUGGCUGUACGAACAAUGGACCGAGUCCGAUCUCAAGGAAUGGCUCGAUGAGCGUGGAUGGCCUGUUCCUCAGCCCUCCAGCCGUGACCGACUCGUCGCCUCUGUUCGCCGCAACUCUCGUCUGGCCAGCUUGCAGGCCCGCAGUCUGUCUGCGUCUGCAAUCUCCUCCGCCGAAGCUGCUCAGGCUUCUUUGGGUGAUGAGUUGUUCAAUGCCUGGUCUGAUUCCAAGUUGAAGGAGUUCCUUGAUGAGCAUAACGUCAAGGUGCCCCAGGGCUCGAAGCGCAAUGAACUUAUUGCUCUUGCCCGCAAGAAUCGUGCCUAUCUCGUCGACAAGGCUGCCAGCGUGUCGUCCGCCGCUACGGAUGCCUUUGGCGCCGCCACCACCAAGGCCGGCAACCAAUAUGCCAAGGCUACGGAUGACGUCAAGCUGAAGGUGGAGGAUCAGUUCAACAACGCGAUCGGCACGUGGUCGGACUCUCGCCUCAAGGCCUUCCUCGAUGCCCGUGGCGUCCCUGUUCCCCAGAACGGCAAGCGCGAUGAGCUGCUGGCCAAGGUCCGCGCCAACGCGCACAGGGCUUCUGGUGGGUGGAAUGAGUACAACUUUGAUACCUGGGACAAAGAGCACCUGGUGAAAUAUCUGUCCGCUAUGAAUUCCAAGGCCGCAAAGAAGGCAGAUGCCUCGCGUGAAGAGCUGGCCAAGCAAGCCAAGGAUGCAUAUAUCAAGGCUUCCAAGGCUGGUGGUAAAGAGUACGCGUCGGCUACAUCCAACAUCGCCGUGGCGACCGGUUCUGCCAAGGACACCACCUUCGACAACUGGACACACUCCGAGAUUAAGAAGUACCUUGAUUCCUACGGUAUCCCCGUGUACCAGGGCUCGAGCAUCAAUGAGCUUCGUGCCGCUGCCCGGCGUCAUGCUACCUACUUCAAGUACGGUACCAACACCCCACAGGACACCAUCUACGCCAAGAUCAUGGAGACCGUCAACUGGCUCAUUGAUCAAGUGAAGGUUGGAGCUUCCAGUGGCCGGGCACAGGGCCAGGAAGCCGCGGAGAAUGUUCGCGAGAAGGUCUCCGAGCAGACCGAGAAGAUUCGCUCGGAGUUGUAA
Molecule: messenger RNA, 1539 nt
Organism: Penicillium cinerascens
Lineage: Eukaryota; Fungi; Ascomycota; Eurotiomycetes; Eurotiales; Aspergillaceae
Gene: ish1
Product: double-strand break repair enhancer MSC1
Exons: 5
Coding region: 1-1539 (512 amino acids)
Source: RefSeq, a predicted model, not a curated record